AUGCUGGCAUCGAAGACAUAUACGGGCAACAUGGGGUUGCCAACGUCGCAGACCCCGACAGCAUCUUAUCAUACCGCGUCACAGAAGCCCUCCACAUUUUUGGAACCCCAGUCAGCUACUCUUUACACCAGUCCAACAAAGUCGGAGUUCUCCGAAGUUGACGAUGGGCUCGAUGCUGUGAGGUCCUGGGACGAGAAACAAGUCAUCGCGUGGCUUCAUACCAUCAACUGCCAACAAUAUGAACCGUUAUUUAAAGCGAAUAACUUUAAUGGCAACAAUUUAAUCGAAUGCGACCAGAGGAUUUUGCAAGAAAUGGGCAUCAAGAAGAUUGGCGAUCGGGUGCGCAUCUUCGUUGCUAUAAAACAGCUCAGGAACAAGUCGGUAGUAAACCGAAAACAAAAGAACUUGAGACAAUUAGCGGCUUUGGAAGCGGCCAACCAGACAGCUUUUGACGCUGCUCGCUCGUUCAACGCACGUCAGCAAGCCUUGAGUAGCCGGCGAGCCGGUGACGCUGAAUAUGGAAGAACUUCUUCCCGCCCAGGGUCUCCUCUACGACCGUAUCGCUAUGUGGCCAGUCCCAUGGAUUCUGGGCGAAAAGACUAUUUCUCCAGCGGCUCGGGUUCAGGACGCAAUCCCUCAACCCCGUCUGAUCGAAACGGAACACAUCGACAGAAUCCCAGUCUCGACGGUAUGACAAUGGGCUCGUUGCUCAGUAACGCUCCCGUGAUUAGAGUGAUUUAUACCGGUGGUCAAACGAAAGUCUUGGACAUCAAGCAUUGCAAAACGCCUGACGAGAUUAUUCUCUGUGUUCUGAAGAAAUUACAGCUUCCUGAACACCAGUACCGCAACUACUGUUUCUAUGUGCUUGACGGCCUAGAGCCAAACCCUUCAAACAGUCGGAGACUAUCUGACAGUGAGCUGAUGGAAAUAUGCGAAAACUACCAUAGAUCAGAAAGGGGCCGACUCAUUCUCCGGAAAAUCCAUGCUGGAGAACCAGAUGCUGAUGAGAUUCAUCGGGCAUCGCAGCUAGCGCUGGACGAGAGCCAAGUGGCGCAUAUGAACGCGCUAAGCAGCUCGAACGUGCGAAACCAAAUGAAGAUACAACAAUUAACAGGGGAAUCUUGGCAUAAUAUUAGACAACCCAUGUCACCUGUUUCCUCUCGCCACAAUACGACACCCAGUGAUCACGAUAUUCGACCUGGUCAAGUCAAUGAGCGAGUUUCCAAGCUGCGAUCAUUCUUCGGUGCUCGGCCGCCUAGCGAGAUGAUUAUUCACGAAAUUUCGUCCUACUUCCCGGGUCACCAGAGGGAAGAUAUUGAGAAGACGAUGCGCAUGUCCGUUCGCAGGUCGCAACGCCUGAGUAGAGCGGCCAGCCGGCUAAGUGUCGUCAGCAAUACAAGUUAUGCGUCCAGCUUGAGAGAUGCACCGCCCAUCCCUAGCAUUGCUGAUACUUGGCUGAAUAACGGUGCGCCGCCCACUCGAGCCGCACGACCCCUCUCCGUUACUUCAGCAAAAUCUGGCCUCCCUUCGACCUCGUAUAGAGACUCGAUCGCCUCCAGUUCUCUCCACCCGCUCCAGGAGGAGUCACCCAUUGAGCCGAACCGCAAGUCAUACGUGUCGUUUGAUAGUGGUUCUGAUGACCAAAAUACAUCACGUAACAGCCUACUCGAUGAGACCGCUAGUGUUGCCGCAACAGAUGGAGGCUCAUUCAAUGAACGUCUGAGUGUCCUCAUGGCCGAAGAUGGAGAAGAAGAAGACGAUGGGUUGACCGAAUUCUUGGCUGGGAACAAUUUCGUCAACUGGAUGAAGGGCUCACUGAUCGGCGAGGGUUCAUUUGGAAGUGUAUUCCUUGCGCUCCACUCAAUUACUGGUGAGCUCAUGGCUGUCAAGCAAGUUGAGAUCCCGUCGGCAACCAAGGGCACCGAAUUUGACAAGCGAAAGAACAACAUGGUCGACGCACUUAAGCAUGAAAUUGAUCUUCUCCAGGGUCUCCAUCACCCAAAUAUUGUCCAAUACCUGGGAACUACCGCCGACGACCAAUACCUGAAUAUUUUCUUGGAGUAUGUUCCCGGUGGUUCCAUUGCGACAAUGCUCAAGCAGUACAACACUUUCCAAGAACCUUUGAUAAAGAAUUUCGUGCGGCAAAUCCUUGCGGGCCUGUCCUAUCUCCAUAGCAAGGACAUCAUCCACCGUGACAUCAAGGGUGCCAAUGUUCUCGUUGAUAACAAAGGUGGCAUCAAAAUAUCUGAUUUUGGUAUUUCCAAACGAGUCGAAGCGUCAACUGUACUUGGAACUCGAGCGAGUAAUGGUGGAGGCCAUAUUCAUCGGCCCUCGAUGCAGGGCAGUGUUUAUUGGAUGGCGCCCGAGGUUGUCCGUCAGACGGCCCAUACAAAGAAGGCUGACAUUUGGAGUUUGGGAUGUCUUGUGAUUGAGAUGUUCAUCGGAUCGCAUCCGUUCCCAGAUUGCAGCCAGCUUCAAGCCAUCUUUGCAAUUGGAAGUAACAAGGCCCGGCCGCCUGCCCCCGAAAGCGCCAGCAAGGACGCCGUUGGCUUCUUGGACAUGACUUUCCAACUUGAUCACGAGCAGAGACCUGACGCAGAUGAAUUGCUCAAGUCUCCUUUCCUUGCUACGCAACUAAACUAA
This is a messenger RNA of Aspergillus puulaauensis, 2643 nucleotides long. RefSeq names its product STE11 family mitogen-activated protein kinase kinase kinase (gene STE11). The record is from RefSeq and is a predicted model, not a curated record. Gene Ontology annotation, biological process: protein phosphorylation. Bases 1 to 2643 code for a protein of 880 amino acids. Gene Ontology annotation, molecular function: protein binding; protein kinase activity; ATP binding. Lineage: Eukaryota; Fungi; Ascomycota; Eurotiomycetes; Eurotiales; Aspergillaceae. The transcript is spliced from 4 exons.